This is a messenger RNA of Penaeus vannamei (Pacific white shrimp), 525 nucleotides long. The record is from RefSeq and is a predicted model, not a curated record. Lineage: Eukaryota; Metazoa; Arthropoda; Malacostraca; Decapoda; Penaeidae.
AUGAAUCAACUGCAUGGAAAAAACCGUAUGACAGUUACUCUCUCCCUGCGGGGAACCGCGGCCAAAAAGGCUUUGCACAUGGCUCGUGUGCGAGGUUGCGAGGUUGCGAGGUUGCAAGGAACGCAGUUGUACCAAGACGUAAUACAUCAAGAUACGAAAUUAGAUAUAAAGGCAUUGACUUUCACUCCACCUCCACCUCCUCCUCGCCACCAUUCACCUCCAUUCCGCCUCGCCACCACUCCACCCGCCCCUACUCCACCUCGCCGCCAUUCACGUCCACGCCACCUCGCCACCACUCCACUUCGCCGCCAUUCACCUCUAUUCCGCCUCGUCGUCACUCCACCUCGCCACCACUCUCACCGCCCCACCACACCAUCUCCCCCUCCUCCUUACGGGUUCUCCCUCGCCUCGCCGUCAAGCUCGCACCCGCGCAUGGCACAUCACUCCCGCAAUCCGAGUGAAAACCGCGUGUCGUGUGGAAUCUAUUUGAAGAACGCCACCACAAAGGCGACGCCCGAUCGCUAA